AUGACAGUUGCCAUGUUGCAAUUCGGUGCUUAGUUCUCUUUAUCUGUGUUCAGUGCACUGUGUGACGAGAAUCAAAUUAUAAAUUUGGUUUAAAUUUUAUCAAAGUGACGAAUUUAAAUAAGAAAAAUGAGCAAGCAUAAGGAUAAAGAUAAGACACGUUCACGUUCAAGAUCCAGAUCAAAGGAACGCCGUGAAAAGAAAAAAUCGAAAAAAAGUAAGCGGAGCAGAAGUAAAGAGCGAAAACAUCGUCGAAGCAGAAGUCGUAGCCGAAGUAAUUCCAGUACUGAACGACGUCGAAGACAUCGUCGUGAGGAGCACAGAUAUGAACGCGAAGAGAACAGAGAAAAGGAAAUUGAAAAAGAGAGAUUGCGGCAAAUCGCAUUGGAAUUUAAGCAAUCGGGGGCAUUUAGUUCGAUCGCUCAACAGUCGCAAUCGUUUUUACAACCCCAAGAACAAAUUAUACCAUCGUUAAUGUCAUCAUAUUCAACAUUUGCGUCGUUCCCAGUUACAAAUAUAGCGCAACCAGUUAUUGAAGUACCACAAGCGCAACCAAAAGAACGAAGUCAAGCAUAUUUGGAAGCAGUUGAAGCGAGCAAACGUAUUGCUGCAUCGAAAAAUUUUGCCGAAACAUUUAGCUGCUCAAAUAGCAACGAUUCAUUGAGCAACGGACCGACAAAUAUCGAAGGAAUUUCAAAUAGCAGAGAUGCGGAAAGUACAGCUAGAGAACGAGCUCGUAAAAAGAAAUCACGCUGGGGAGGCAAUGAAAAUGACCGGACAUACAUUCCAGGAAUGCCAACAGUUCUUCCGGCAUCGUUGGACUCGAAUCAAACGGAAGCCUAUCUAGUUCAACUUCAAAUCGAAGAAAUCAGCCGCAAACUACGCACCGGAGAAUUGGGAAUUGCUUCAGUUGAAGAAAGAUCACCGUCUCCGGAGCCCAUUUACAGUUCUGAUGGCAAGCGGCUGAACACUCGUGAAUUUCGUACGCGUAAGCGUUUGGAAGAACAACGUCAUCAGCUGAUUUUACGUAUGCAGUGCAUGAAUCCAGACUUCAAACCACCAUCGGAUUACAAAGCACCUGUUGUGCGUGUUAGUGACAAAGUAUUGAUUCCACAAGAAGAGCAUCCAGAUAUCAACUUUGUUGGUUUAUUGAUCGGUCCACGUGGAAAUACGCUAAAGGCAAUGGAAAAGGAAACUGGAGCCAAGAUCAUUAUUCGUGGGAAGGGAUCGGUAAAAGAAGGGAAGGUCGGUCGCAAAGAUGGUCAACCGUUACCCGGAGAAGAUGAACCAUUGCACGCAUUCAUCACGGCCGCCAAUGCGGAUUGUGUGAAGAAAGCGGUGGAAAAAAUCAACGAAGUUAUCAAACAAGGAAUUGAAGUUCCAGAAGGGCAUAAUGAUUUGCGUCGAAUGCAAUUGCGCGAAUUGGCUCAAUUGAAUGGCACAUUACGCGAGACCGAUGUACCUCGAUGCACAAAUUGCGGAUCAAAUGAACAUAAGAGUUGGUUAUGUCCUGAUAAGCCAAAUGUUACGAAUAAUAUUAUGUGUUCAUCAUGUGGGGCUGCCGGUCAUAUUAGCAAGGAUUGUAAAGGAAAACGUCCAGGCCAAGGUGGACCACCAGUUGUAAAUCUGAAUUCGCAAGCUAAGAUUGAUGAGGAAUAUCUCAGUUUGAUGGCUGAACUCGGCGAAGGUCCGCCAGCAACUAAAUCAAAUGAUUCGCCAUCAAGUGCGCCAUCGAAUCGUAAUCAAUUUUCAAUAUUUGAGCGUAAUCAAGGUCCAUUAAAAGCAAUUGCACCAGCUCCGUCAUCAUCAGCACCAGUUCAGCAACAACCACGUAUGCCGCCAAAUAAUUGGAAUGGACAGCCACCGCCAAUGCCACCAUUACCACCACCACCAGGAUCUUUUGCAAUGCCUCCACCAUCGAUUCGACCUCCAAUGUGGAAUAAUCAACCACAAAUUCCAGGCACCGAUUUACCGCCUGUUCCAACUGGCAAUGCACCGCCACCAUUUGUUCCACCACCUCCACCCGGAGUUGAGUACCCCACUUCUAAUUGGAGCGCACCAUUACCACCACCACCGGCUCAACAAUAUCCAUGGAGUAAUGGCAAUAAUUGUAAUUUGCCGCCUUUACCAACGGUCCCGCCUCCACCACCUCCACCAGGCAGUUAAGCAAUUACACUACGAUUGUGUCCGUUCUUCUGAUUCAAAUAAUUCUUCAGUAGUUGUUUAUUUUUAUUGCAACAUUUUAAAUUUCUUUUGAACAUAUUCAAUAAAGCUCUCAUAAAACCAAUUGGAUCAUUCAAAAA
Messenger RNA from Contarinia nasturtii (swede midge), 2300 nucleotides. RefSeq names its product splicing factor 1 (gene SF1). The transcript has 10 exons. Gene Ontology annotation, molecular function: zinc ion binding; mRNA binding. Gene Ontology annotation, biological process: regulation of mRNA splicing, via spliceosome. Lineage: Eukaryota; Metazoa; Arthropoda; Insecta; Diptera; Cecidomyiidae. Bases 127 to 2163 code for a protein of 678 amino acids. The record is from RefSeq and is a predicted model, not a curated record. Gene Ontology annotation, cellular component: nucleus.